UGUGGCACGCCCACUGGGUAUGCGGCAGGGGCUCGAGGGCGGCUGUGCACUUUCCUCCUGUCCCGAGCCUGCCCAAGUCGUCCCCAAGAUGACGGGCACACAUUUCUUCGUUCUUUUAGUGAUCUCUCUCUCGUGUCUUUUCGAAAAUGUAGGAACGACUCCGGAGAAUCCACACUUAUCCUACGAUUUCUUGUACAAUGAAGGCAUUGCUAUGUACACCGAAAAUAACUGGGAGAAAUGUAUUAAGAACAUGGAAGAUGCCUUGAGUGACUGGCACUGGUGGAGAGAAAACAUAGCAAAGUGCCGAGAAGAGUGCCAUAACGAUUCAGACAACACGGCAUUGCUCUCGGAGAAGCUUCAAGAACAGGACCGCUUCUUCGAGAAGACAGUGCGCACAACCCUAUGCAUCGUUAAGUGCAAAAAGACCGUCUUUGGAUCGAGGAUGGAUAGGGUAGUCGAGAGCAAUGUGGAGGAGGAUUUCGACAUGAGGAAACCCUAUGACUACCUGCAGCUGUGUUAUUUCAAGCUGGAAAAAAUAAAAGAGGCAGCAGAUGCAGCAGCAACGGUGUUAGUGGCUCAGCCAGAACACGAAGUCAUGCAGAGCAACUUGCAGUAUUACAUUAGCGAAGGAGGAGUCGACAUUUCAAAUGUUGUCAAUAGAGAACUUCAGGAAUAUGGUAGUGAAUACAUCAAAGGAACAGUAGCCUAUAACAAUGAGGACUAUGCUGGGACAAUCGAGCACAUGGAAAAGAGCUUAGAGCUUUACUACAAGGCUGACCAGGAAUGCCGCAGACUCUGUGAGAAUUCCAUCGAGCAGAAAAUACUCGAGGACUUCAUAAUGACAAUUGCAAAUCAGUACACCUAUACCAUACGUUGCAAGAGAAGGUGCAACAGAGCCCACGGAAACUUGAUGGGGGAAACUAUUCAAAACUUCCUUGCAUCAUAUUUCAAUUAUCUGCAGUUUGCUUAUUAUCAGGAAGACAAUAUCAAAAAGGCGUGUGAAGCCGUGGCCUCUUCUCUCCUGUUGGAUCCUGAGGACCCAAUUCAGCAACGUAACAAGCAGUACUACUUAAGCAGUGAAGACGUGACUGAUGAUAUGUUCGUUCCACGAAAGUCUGUGGCGGCAUACAAAGACCGCAUGGACUAUGAAAGAGAAUUAAUCGAGUUCAUUGAAUUGAAUUUCGUUUUCAUUGAUGAUGACGUCUUAGAAGAUAUUGACUUAGAAGAUGACGUGACGGUAUGUUCCCUGCCUUUAUUUAACACAUUGCUGGGUCUGUUUGUGGCCACUAUAGUCUCUAAGGGUUUGUUUGCCUUGUAUUUGGAUGGUACUGAGUGUGGAGGAUCACUUUAAGCAUGAUGGGGCAGGACCUUGUAUUGGGGGGCUUGGUAGGAUGUAGAAAUCGUAGGUGUGGAUUUGUUUUUGUAUUUUAUUGACGUUUUUUUUUGCAGUAAUGACUAAAAUUUUUGUAGAAAUGAAGAGGAGGGGAUUAUUGUUCAUAAGAUGAUUCUAAAUUCUACUUAUUUGGUGCUAAGUUUUUGAAUGAGGGAGAGAAGGAGAACAUAAUGGAAU
This is a messenger RNA of Penaeus indicus, 1570 nucleotides long. RefSeq names its product cartilage-associated protein-like. The coding region runs from base 20 to 1351 and encodes 443 amino acids. Gene Ontology annotation, molecular function: protein binding; collagen binding. The record is from RefSeq and is a predicted model, not a curated record. Gene Ontology annotation, biological process: collagen fibril organization. Lineage: Eukaryota; Metazoa; Arthropoda; Malacostraca; Decapoda; Penaeidae. The transcript has 7 exons. Gene Ontology annotation, cellular component: endoplasmic reticulum.